AUGACGAUGAACUUGGAGUCCAAAUCUAUUUCUGAACUGUCAGCGUCGCUUCGUCAGUUAAUCGGUGAUAAGUUGUCACGCGAAAAGUUAAAUGAAAUUUUAACUAUUCUUCACCAAAUGAAAGCUCAAGGGGUAACUGAGACAAAUAACCCUGAAUGUGCUUCGGCUUUGAAUUAUUUACGAUCCUUGCAACUAGAUCUAAAUAAUCGCUCAAACUUAAAAACACCACGAACUGAAGAACAAAUUCGAAGGCUAAAAUGUCAGAAAUAUGCGUUUGCGCUCCUGGCUAAUGAUUUACCUGUACCAAAUCACGUAUUCAUAGGAAUGAUGUCUUCUGCACAAGUAGAAAAAUUUUUGGCGACGCAAGCUUUGGAACCUUCUUUGAAAUUUCCCGCUAAAAUACUCAUGGAUGAUUCACAACCCAUUUGUAUACCUUAUAUUCCCACACCUGAACAGGUUUCUGGAAUACAAAAGUCCGUUUUUGAUCGUGAACAAGAAAUACGUAAUAGAAUUAAUAAGCGUAUAGAAGAUCUCGAAAAUUUACCUUCAAAUUUGGCUAAUGAUCCUUUUAAAAUUGGUCAUAUUGAUGGGGUUAAUAAUACUACUGUGGGCCCUAAAUUAAAGGCAAUAAUCGAACUUAAAUCAUUGAAAUUAUGGGAAAAACAACAAAAGGCAUGCUAUCUAUUUUUUCUUUUUCUUCUCCUCAUCAAAAUUGUAAUAUAUGGUCAUCUACGAUCGAACGCUGUGAAAUUACGACAAGAAAUAUUACAAUUUUCAAACUAUCGAAAACCUGAGCCUAUCCGAUCAAUGACUGUAUACCGACGGAAAGCUGCGGUACCUGUGCGAGAUUGGCCUACAACUGAAAGGGCUGAGAGAGAACGAGUUCAAGCGCGUUUGCGUCGUGUAAGAGAUUCUAGACUGGAGUACAUCAAUGCUAUUUGUCUACAUGGUCAAGAAAUUAGAUACGCACAUGAUAUGAAAUACGAGAAACGCAUUAGAAUGGGACGUACAAUAUUAAACUUUCACUCAAAUAUUCAAAAACAAGCACUAAAAGAGAAAGAACGAGUUUCUAAAGAACGUAUUAAUGCACUUAAGAACAAUGAUGAAGAGGCGUAUCUAAAACUUAUAGAUGAAGAGAAAGAUACUCGUAUUACACAUCUAUUGCGUCAAACUGAUACAUAUUUGGAAUCUUUAACGCAAGCCGUCGUUGAUCAGCAAAAUCAUCAUCGUCGUUUGAAUAAAGGUAAAGGUAAAUUAGUAGAUUCAUCUGAUCAUACGGUAUCGGCUAGUAGUAUCACAGCUACUGAAGAUGAGGAUAAUAUAAUUGAAACAACGGAUGGUAAAAAGAUCGAUUAUUAUGUUGUUGCACAUCGAGUUCAAGAGAACGUCGAACAACCAAGUAUUCUCAUCGGUGGUCUAUUAAAAGAUUACCAGGUCAAAGGUCUCCAAUGGAUGGUUUCUUUAUAUAACAAUCAUUUGAAUGGCAUUUUAGCCGAUGAAAUGGGUCUAGGAAAAACUAUUCAGACUAUUUCAUUAAUCACGUACCUUAUUGAAAAGAAAAGACAAAAUGGCCCCUUUUUAAUUAUUGUUCCAUUAUCCACUAUGACUAAUUGGCAAAUGGAAUUCGAAAAAUGGGCACCUGUAGUCUCAGAAAGACUAUGUAUAUACAAAGGCACACCUACUGAGCGAAAGGCCUUACAAAGAAAAUAUUUACGUUGCCUGGAUUUUUCUGUCUUCUUAACGACUUAUGAAUAUAUUAUAAAAGAUAAAACAGUUUUGAGCAAACCACGAUGGCUUUAUUGUAUUAUAGAUGAAGGUCACCGUAUGAAGAAUGUCAAUUCGAGGCUCUCAUUAGUUUUAAGUAAAGAAUAUAAUUUCCGAUAUCGACUUAUCCUUACAGGAACUCCGUUACAGAAUAAUUUACCUGAACUUUGGUCUCUAUUGAACUUUGUCUUGCCUAAGAUAUUCAAUUCCGUUAGUAGUUUUGAAGAAUGGUUUAAUACACCAUUUGCGAAUGCUGGUGGACAAGAUAAAAUUGCUUUGAAUGAGGAAGAGUCUUUACUUGUUAUUCGGCGACUACACAAGGUGUUAAGACCUUUUCUCCUCCGUCGGUUAAAAAAGGAUGUUGAAUCCGAAUUGCCAGAUAAAGUUGAACGUGUUAUCAAGGUUAAAUUAUCAGCUUUGCAGAUCAAGCUCUACCAUCAAAUGCAAAAGCAUGGUGCGCUUUUUGUAAAUAAAGGAGAAAAAGGAAAAACUGGUAUUAAAGGACUUAAUAAUACCAUUAUCCAGCUUCGUAAGAUCUGCUGCCACCCUUUUGUGUUCAAAGAAGUCGAAACUGAUGUCAACACAAGUAAUGACGAAACAAUGCUAAUCCGCGUUUCGGGUAAAUUCGAGUUCCUUGAUCGGAUUUUACCGAAACUUCUUCAGAGCAAGCAUCGUGUGUUGAUCUUUUUCCAGAUGACCGCUAUAAUGGACAUCAUGGAAGAUUACCUUCACUGGCGCCAGUACAGAUUUCUUCGACUGGAUGGUAACAUUAAGGCUGAAGAGCGAACAAGGCUUUUAAAAGAUUUUAAUACACCAGAUUCUCCGUAUUUUAUUUUCCUUCUUAGUACACGUGCUGGAGGACUUGGAUUGAAUCUGCAAUCUGCUGACACCGUAAUAAUUUUUGAUUCGGAUUGGAAUCCGCAUCAGGAUCUUCAAGCUCAAGAUCGAGCCCAUCGUAUUGGACAAACAAAUGAAGUUCGAAUUUUACGAUUGAUAAGUCAAAAUUCUAUUGAGGAGACUGUUCUUGCUAGAGCUCAGUAUAAGCUUGACAUUGAUGGUAAAGUCAUCCAAGCUGGCAAAUUUGAUCAAAAGAGUACUCCUCAAGAACGUGAAGCUUAUCUGCGUUCUCUCGUGGAAGGAUCCAACGUAGAAGGAAAUGAUGUGGAUGAACACGAGGAAUUAGAUGACGAUGAAAUUAAUGUAAUUCUUGCGAGAAAUGAUGAUGAACUCACGUUGUUCAAAAAAAUAGACAUACAAAGAAUUCGCGAUGAAGAAAUUGAAUGGCGUAGAAAAGGUAAUACCGGAUCUGUACCUAAUAGGCUUAUACAGGAGAACGAAUUACCUGAUGUGUAUUUGAGAGAGUAUGAGACACUUCCUGAUACUGGAGUUGAGUAUGGUCGUGGGCAAAGACAACGCAAGGAAGUAAUUUAUGAUGAUGGAUUAACUGAGGAUCAGUUUUUAAAUGUGGGUCUCUUAAUGUCUUACUUGUGCAUUAAUUUUGAUCUUGAAGGUCUAAUCGCCAAAAAACAAUUACGCCGGCAAGCAAAAAAGAAGCGUAGAGAAACCAUUAAUACUGAAGAAUCAUCACCUCAUCCUAAUGAGCUUGAUGAGAUGUUAGAUAGUAUACCAACAGCAUCUGCUUCAGGUGUCAUAAAGAGGAUAACACUUAAACGUACAGUAGGUGAAAUUGAAGCCGACGAGACAGAAGAAACGCAAGAUGCAGAUGCAUCUGUUGAUACGAAUGCUACGCCUAGAGUUUCUCGACGUAAAUCUAGAAAGUUAACAUAUUCUAUUAAAGAACAAUCUUAUCCAGGCCAAAAAAGAAUCCGUAAACCUGAUAUGAUCGUAGAUUCAGAAGAAGCUGCUGCUACCGUUGUUGAAGCGCUUGCAGAAUUAGCAGUGAUUCCUAAUCAGAAAAAAAAAGGCAGAAGGCGUAAAUUUGAUAGUAUCGAAGGUGACAAUGAAUCGUCAUCUUCGGUUAAGAGAAAGAAUAAAGGUAGUAAGAUAGAUAACGUUGAAGUUGUCAUAGAACAAUCCACCUUAACUAAAAAGAAAGGUAAAGGGCGUAAGAUAGAUGAAAUAAUCGAUGAUGAUGCUCAAGAUGCAUCAAAGCUAAAACACAAAAAAUCUAGUAAAGAAGAAACACCACUAAAGGCUAUUCUCUCAGAAUGCCUUGACUAUAUUGAAAAUUUGACCGAUGAAGCAAAUGGAGUCACACGAAGAAGAGCCACUCUUUUCCUCGAACUUCCGAGUAGGAAGAAAUAUCCUUAUUAUUAUGAACAAAUUGAGCAUCCCAUUGCAACCAAUAUAAUCCGCCAAAAACUAAGCCACGAUGAAUAUAAAUCGGCAGAACAAUUUAAGAAUGAUGUAUACUUAAUGUUUGCUAAUGCUAGGACUUUUAAUAUCGAAGGGUCCCAAGUUUAUGCUGAUGCGGAGUUUAUGCAGGCAGAGUUUGAUAUCAAAUUUAAAGCACUAUGUGGUAACUAA
Dentiscutata erythropus is the source of this 4251-nucleotide messenger RNA. Lineage: Eukaryota; Fungi; Glomeromycota; Glomeromycetes; Diversisporales; Gigasporaceae. The record is from the annotation of a GenBank genome assembly.